AACUUCUCAAGAAACCUUACUCUGUUUCUUCAAGCCGAGUUGUUUGUUUCCCUUCUUCGGAGGAAGACGACUCUGAACGGCAUCUGUUGUGGAUGUCACAAUUGUUGGAACUUGACCCUUCACCUAUUCCUACUCAGAGGGAGAAAAAUUCUGGAAUUCCUUUGCAAUCGUGAGAAUUUGACACGGGGAAGACGGUCUUCAGGAUUUCUGGAGUCGUGUCCACCAUGUUCCUGGAGGUUCUUUAGGCACCUGUGAAGGUCUCCCCGUCCCCCUUAGAUCUUGGUCGGGGCAUAGUCCCUCCUAUAAAACUCCAAUCUAAUGCGAUUGGCUAAAAGCUGGAAUUUCGGGGUUGGACCAGAGAAAGGAGGGAUGUCAUCGGAGAUCAAGGGGGUAUUUUUGGGGGGUGCCUGGUUCCCUCCCCUCAUUGGCCCCCAAGCCAAGGCCACCAGCUUAUAAAAGUUGGGAGAGACGGAUUCAUGUUCUCCAAAGACGCAGUGAAGUUCAAGACCGAAGCUGCCUGAGAGAAGAAAAGACCCUUGAAAAGUUGGCUUCCAUCCCUUGAAGACUACCGAGACCAUCUCACACACAUUAAACCCCCUUCGCUUUUGGCAACCCAUUUUCCACAGCUUUUCCUAGGCCUGUCUGGGCCUUCUAGAUGGCUCCUACUGAUCCCCUCCAUGUGACUACACCACUGAGAGAAAGCAUCCCUCUUUCUAAGUUGGCCGGCACCAAGGUCUACCUCAAACUGGAGUGCGCCCAACCCACAGCUUCUUUUAAGAUACGGGGCAUUGGGAAUUUCUGCAAAACGUGGGUGGAACGAGGGUGCAAGCACUUGGUCACUUCCUCAGGUGGAAAUGCUGGCCUUGCGGUGGCCUAUUCUGCCCGAAAAUUGGGGAUCCCAGCCACCAUCUACGUCCCCUCCUGUACCCCAGCUUUCACUAUUGAGCGACUGAAGGAAGAAGGCAGCUCAGUGUAUGUUGAAGGAGAGAUAUUAGCAGACAGCACAAAAGCAGCUAAAGAGUUGGUGAAGAACAAUCCUGAGUGGGUUUAUGUGCCUCCGUUUGAUGAUCCCUUGAUUUGGGAAGGUCACAUGUCUCUGGUCAGGGAGAUGAAAGAGCAGAUGGCCUCCAAGCCUGGAGCCAUUGCCCUCUCUGUUGGAGGAGGGGGCAUGCUAUGUGGAGUGAUUCAAGGCCUACGAGAAGUGGGCUGGGAGGAUGUGCCGGUGGUUGCCUUGGAAACCAAAGGAGCUCACAGCCUGAAUGCUGCCUUGGAAGCCGGGAAGCUGGUGACACUUCCUCAAAUUACCAGUGUCGCUACAACUCUGGGGGUGAGCAUUGUGGCAGCAGAGACUCUGAAGCUGGCUCAGGAGCACCCAACUUUCUCAGUAGUGGUCACGGAUCAAGAGGCAGUAGAAGCUAUUGAAAAGUUUGUGGAUGAUGAGAAGAUCCUCGUGGAGCCCGCUUGUGGAGCUGCCUUGGCCAUUGUCUACAGCGGAAGGGUCCAAAAUCUCCAGGCAGAAGGCAAGCUGACUCCCCAGCUGGAGUCUCUCGUGGUGAUUGUGUGUGGAGGAAACAACAUCACACUGGCCCAGUUAAAGCAUCUCAAGGCCCAACUGGGCCUCUCGAAAGAUGAGGAGCCGUGGGAUGAUGACGUAGAAGAGAGCCACAUCGCGAUGGCCGUGUGGUCUUCACAAAAGAAAGGUGGCCAUUUCCGGGCUUCGUUCCAGACUCACCGUCAACCCUACACUUAUUAAAACGCCGUUGCCUCA
Pantherophis guttatus is the source of this 1768-nucleotide messenger RNA. RefSeq names its product serine dehydratase (gene SDS). NCBI's taxonomy places the organism in Eukaryota, Metazoa, Chordata, Lepidosauria, Squamata, Colubridae. The record is from RefSeq and is a predicted model, not a curated record. Gene Ontology annotation, biological process: L-threonine catabolic process; L-serine catabolic process. Gene Ontology annotation, molecular function: threonine deaminase activity; pyridoxal phosphate binding; L-serine ammonia-lyase activity.